AAGGUGGAAGAAUAUAAAUGCAUUUUCGAAAAUAAAUCUGCAUAUGGACACAGUCACAGAAGCAUUCUCGUUCAGGGAUUAGAUUGUUCCCUUCCUGUGGCUGAUAUCAGGAGCGCAUUGAGAAAACACUUCGGUUCAUGUGGACAUAUCUUAAGUGUUUUUGUUCCGACAGAGUGUAAAACCGGUUCUCUCAUCGGGUGCGCUCUCAUUAAAUACUAUAAUCCAAAUGAUGAAAAGAAGGCAUUAGCACUCGAUGGUAGUUUCUUGGGAGGUAGGCAGCUUGGGGUUGUGAAGAAUAAUACUGGAAGCAGUUCUGAUUUCUUUCCUAACUUUAAAGGGUGUGAACGUUGUGUCCUUACUCAAAGGAAGUACCUCCAUGACCAAUUCAUUGCAACUCGUGGUGGUCGUAUGAUGGCCAAGCCACCUAAUUGGAUCCUUGCUAAAUGGGGCCUCGCUUUAACGGAAGAAGUUGAAGCAGAAAAACAGAGCUAAGAAUGGUCGUUUUACUGUUGUUUAUCGACAAGCUACUACUUGUUUAUCUUCUUAUGUUUUAUAAGAAAACUUGUAUUAUGUGGACUCUUGCUGCUAUUUAGUUUCAUAAUUUAUGCCUAAAUCAAAUGUUGAACU
This is a messenger RNA of Arabidopsis lyrata subsp. lyrata, 627 nucleotides long. RefSeq lists its product as uncharacterized. The annotation marks the transcript as partial. Gene Ontology annotation, molecular function: RNA binding. The transcript is spliced from 3 exons. The record is from RefSeq and is a predicted model, not a curated record. NCBI's taxonomy places the organism in Eukaryota, Viridiplantae, Streptophyta, Magnoliopsida, Brassicales, Brassicaceae.